Salvelinus sp. IW2-2015 is the source of this 3377-nucleotide messenger RNA. Its product is annotated as transmembrane and coiled-coil domains protein 1. Gene Ontology annotation, cellular component: endomembrane system. NCBI's taxonomy places the organism in Eukaryota, Metazoa, Chordata, Actinopteri, Salmoniformes, Salmonidae. The record is from RefSeq and is a predicted model, not a curated record.
CUACGUUGAAAACGCUCUUUGACGUCAUCGUGGGAGUGUUCCAUCGGGAGAAAUGAACGUUCAUCAACACAAUCCUCUCAGCGCCCAUCAUGUGACAUUCCGAAACAUCAGUGGAAACUGUUGACUGAAGAGAAAAGGACAUCCCAGCUCUUGUACUUUGAAAGAGUGUUCAAAGGAAGUGGGUUUUUGGAAAUUUCCUUGGAAUACUUAGGCUUUUCCUAUGCAGUGAAAUCCCAAUAGGCCUGCUGAUGACCGGAACUCAAGCCAACCCUGAGCAGUAAGUCGGAAGAGGAGAAGCUGGACGGAGGACGAGCAUGUCUUUGAGCCAAUCCGCAUGCACGCGCAUAGGGCCCAAGUGAGUGAGCGCCAUACUCCUUGCUUCCCGACUUUUGAAGCUGCCUCUCAAAGGGGGUGUGUUGUUGGGGCGUAGCUAGACCCCCGCACCCCCAGAGUUGACCCUGUGGCUGAGCGUCAGCCUGGCGCCCCCUGAUGGAUCAGGCUAGUAGUGAGCAGAGUCCUGAGGAGCCGGAUGCGGGAGGUCGGGCGGAGCAGGAGGUGGGCCGAAGGGCGUCUGAGUCGGAGCACGGCCUGUCCAAAAUCACCCACAAUGCACUGGAGAACAUGGGCGCGCUUGGCCACGGCCUGAAGCAGCUUUUCCAGCCGCAGCGCCGCCGCUCGUCCGUCUCCCCGCACGACGCCGCCGCCUCCUCCUCAGGUUGCCCCGCCCUUGAGCCCCCUGACGGUGGGGGGCCAGAGGUUGGGGACGCCCACUCGGCACCCGGUCCGGACUCUGACCCCCACACUACUUCCUCCGCUCCCCCUGCAGCUCUGAGCCGCGUUCUGCAGCAAAUCCGUGGCGCGCCCCCCAUAAUGAAGCGAGGGACCAGUCUGCAGAGCCGCCGCACCAAGGCGGGGGGGACCGGGGACCCCCCCCAGAAAGGCAGCCCCCAGAUCCACCGGAGGAGUACCCAGGAGGUUAUGCUGCUGCAGGCUGGCCGCCCGCGCUCCUCCUCCACCACGGACACGCCCACCAGCCCCGCCCUGGCCGACAUGCUGCUCACUUCCGGGUACCACUCCACUGAGGAGCCUGACAGGCUGGAUUGUCUGGACGGUUCCGGCCCGGCUGUAUCGCCCAACGCCCUCUCCUGCGGAGCCGACGGCUACGGGCUGGACUCGGUCGACACCACCCCCGACCCCCAGCGCACAAAACAGGCCAUCGCCCAGCUGCAGCAGAAGAUCCUCAAGCUCACCGAGCAGAUCAAGAUUGAGCAGACGGCCAGAGACGACAACGUGGCCGAGUACCUGAAGCUGGCCAACAACGCGGACAAGCAGCAGAGUGCCCGCAUCAAACAGGUGUUUGAGAAGAAGAACCAGAAGUCGGCCCAGACCAUUCAGCAGCUGCAGAGGAAGCUGGAGCACUACCACCGCAAACUGAGAGAGGUGGAGCACAACGGUAUCCCCCGUCAGCCCAAAGACGUGCUCCGAGACAUGCACCAAGGCCUCAAGGGCGUGGGCGCUAAGGUCACCGGUGGUCUCUCCAGCUUCUCCCACGCCACUCACUCGGCGGCCGGGGCCGUGGUGUCCAAGCCUCGCGAGAUCGCCUCCCUCAUCCGCAACAAGUUUGGCAGCGCAGACAACAUCUCUGCCCUGAAGGACUCCCUGGACGAGCCCCAGGAGGAUGGUCACGUUCUGGGGACUGGGGGGUCCAGGACCCUGGGGGGGGCCUCUAGCCCCAAGUACGGCAGCGAGGACGACUGCUCCAGUGCCACCUCCGGCUCGGCUGGGGCCAACAGCAUCACAGGGGCCCCCGGGGGCCCGCCCAGCUCUAAGGGYUUGAACACACUGGAGCACGGCCAGAGCUUGGGCUUGGACACGCUGCUCCACGAGGUCCAGGAGCUCCGGGACAGCCAAGGUCGGCUGGAUGAGUCGUUUGACAGCCUGAAAAGCCACUACCAGAGAGACUACACCAUGAUCAUGCAGGCCCUGCAGGAGGAGAGAUACAGGUGUGAGCGUUUGGAGGAGCAGCUGAAUGACUUAACAGAGCUGCACCAGAAUGAGAUCCUGAACCUGAAGCAGGAGCUGGCCAGCAUGGAGGAGAAGAUCGCCUAUCAGUCAUACGAGAGAGCUAGAGACAUUCAGGAGUCUCUGGAGGUGUGCCAGACGCGUAUCUCCAAGAUGGAGCUGCAGCAACAACAGCAGCAGGUGGUCCAGCUAGAGGGCCUAGAGAACGCCACGGCCCGGACCCUGCUGGGCAAGCUCAUCAACGUACUGCUAGCCGUCAUGGCCGUGCUCCUGGUAUUCGUCUCCACCGUGGCCAACUGUGUGGUGCCCCUGAUGAAAACGCGCAGCCGCACCUUCUCCACGCUGCUCUUUGUCGUCCUCCUCGCCUUCCUGUGGAGGAACUGGGARGUCAUCUCGCAGUACCUGGAUCGCUUCCUGUUGUCCCCGAGUUGACCUACAGGGGUGGGGCUCUCUCAAUGAGUGACGAAGGGAGGUGAUGGCGGGGCGGGGCUCCCUGAACAAUGAGGGACAGAGGUGGGGCCUGGUGUGGGACGACGACUAACUAACAAACCCGUACACUGCCUCUGAUGCAUGUGGUGGAGCCAGGCCAGCACAAWGGGCGGGCUUAGCGGAAAGGAKGAUGAGGAGCCAGGAGAUCUGCACACUUACUCCUCUCGCUCUCUCCAAGCAGUGCAAUUGUUUACACGUGGAAGACGUUUUCUUACUUUAGAAUUGAUUCAAGUGGUAUUGAAUUUGUUUCUUCUUGUUAUUGUAGUCACUAAUGCAGAUGCUUGAGGGCUUUCUCUUGUGGCAGGAUUGGGAAGGUAAACAGCUGACAUGUUGAUGAUCCACAUGGCUAGUGACUUUUCUCUACGUCCAAAAUCUCUCUUCCUUUUCUCUCUUUAACCCUAAAAUCUCUCCUUUCUCCCUUUUCUUACUCCCAAUAUGUUCUCUUCCGUGUUUGUCUUCCUCUGCCCCUCUUCUCAAUCACCCCAGUCUUUGCCCAUUUCACCAAAUCGCUCUUCUUUCUGGGAGGAUUGAUGUGACUAGCUACAGUGCACUGCUGUGGACAAAAUCAAAUUUAUCACUGGAUCAAGCAAGUGAUGGGUUCUUGACUUGUUUCUAUUGGACGAGCUAAACGUGACGUUGGGCCUGAUUGGAUCAGGACUGAGUCGGAAUAUUCUCAGCUUGAAGCCCCGCACUCUUGGCCUGGCCUGUUGGAUCUGCCCCUGCUGAGACUAUAAAAUAAAUGAACAUACUUGAAGAGCUGUGAARCUGCUCAGACUUUCAGUGCUUCCGUACUGUUUCUAUUAGUGAAAUGAAAUGUCAACUUUUUAUUUUUUAAAACAAAUAAACAUGCGGUUUUAAAAAUGCAG